AUGGCGACUCGCCCAGUGCGCGUGCAGAGAAGAGAGGGCAGGCGGAUCACCCGCUACGAAGAGCCCGAGUUCGAACAGACUCGGUACGACCUGCGCGAGUCCACGGGAGGCGCCGGGCGACGUCACUACGAUGAGCAAGGCCGUGGCGGCGGCGGUCGGUACUACGCGAAGCGGAUGCCCAGCCCGAUGCGUGUCGGGCGCCGCCGUGCGCGCUCGCCCUCACCCGAUGUCUACAGGGAGACUGCCCGCCGGCGCAGGGAGUACCCCGCCACCGGCAAGCGCCCCGCGGCCGUAGCCAGCGCCGCGCCGCCGGCCGAAGAGGAGUACGAGGCCCACCCGCUGGACGAGUUCGAUCGGUACAUGCUGGCCAAGCGGCGGCGCCGCGGCCGGGCGCGGGAGCACAUGCGGCCCGCCGCCCGGGAGAUGGAGCGGAUCGCCUAUCCUACGGGUCCCGUCGGCCUUCGUCGCCGCCGACAUAGGGAGGAGGAAGAGGAGCCCGAGAGCGAGCACUACCCCUCCGAAGGAGAAGAAGAGAAUGAAGAGUAUGAGCGCUUCCGCGAGCAGCGCCAGCGUCGACUGGCGGGCUACGGCGAAGAGCGCAGAGGGCGCCAGAUGACCAGGAGGCGCGACCUGGUCGCCGGUCGGCGCGGCCGCGAAGAGGAGGAAGAAGAAGGUGAAGGAGAAGAAGGAGAGGAGGGCCAUGAGUACUACUCCCCCGAGGAGCUGGAGGAGGAAGAGGGAGAAGGGUACACCGAAGAGGAGGAGGGCGAGGGGCUGAUGAGCGCCCCCGAGGAGCUGGACGAGGACGAGGAGUUCAUCACGGGCCGGCGCAUGCCGAUUCGGCGACGCGGCGCCGACUAUGGUCGCGGCGGCGGCGAGACGACCCAACGCUUCAAGCUGAGGAGAAGAGGCCCAGAAGAGGAAGAGGAAAGGCGAACUGGAGGAAGAGGUAGGAAGAGAGGGCGCGAGGAGGAGCACGAAGAGGAGCACGAAGAGGAGCCGCAAGGAAGGCGAGCCCGGAAGCUGCCAGCGCGGAAGACCCAUCGCCACCCCACCUACGAGGACAUGAUCGCCGAGGCGCUGGUCAAGGUGGGCAAGAACGGCAAGGCGAGCGGGGUGGCCAUCUUCAAGUACAUCCACGACCACUUCGACAUGCCGGCCAAUGACCGACUGGUCAGGAACCACCUCCACCAGGCAUUCGAGCGGCUGAUGGAUGACGGGAAGCUGCGCCACAAGAAGGCGUCCUACGUGCUGCCACGCAACCUGCUGACCGAGUACGGCACCAAGUACGGCGCCGCCAAGGAGGAGGCCCAACAGAAGGCCGAGAAGAAAGAAGGCGAGGACCAGCAAGGCGCGCAGAAGGAGGGCGUCCAAGAAGGUGGUGAGAAGGGGCAGGAGAAGGGCCAGACCACCGAAGAGGCGCAGGAGAAGACUGCAGCCGGCGGAGAACAGCCGAGUGAGGAAAAGGGCGCCGCGGAGCAGCAGGCGGGCGAAGGCACCACCGCGUCGAAGAAGGGCGCUGGCGGACGCAAGAAGUCGCGUUGA
This is a messenger RNA of Acanthamoeba castellanii str. Neff, 1545 nucleotides long. Its product is annotated as linker histone H1 and H5 domain containing protein. Lineage: Eukaryota; Discosea; Longamoebia; Acanthamoebidae. The coding region runs from base 1 to 1545 and encodes 514 amino acids. Gene Ontology annotation, molecular function: DNA binding. Gene Ontology annotation, biological process: nucleosome assembly. The record is from RefSeq and is a predicted model, not a curated record. The transcript is spliced from 3 exons. Gene Ontology annotation, cellular component: nucleosome.